CGGUGUACUCUGGUAAUACUGAACGCUCAAAAUGUGCGAGACAGGCUCCGAACGUUCUUCUUCUUCGUACCUGUAUAAACAGAUUAAGGGAUAAUUCUUUUGUUUUCACUAAAGAAGUUUCUCGUUUGUUUGUUUUCCCACUACACCAGCAACACAUCGUCUAAUAUGGCAUUUGGUGCCACACGAAUUGCCCGUCAAAUGCUUGGACGAGCAAUUGCAUAUUCCGAAUACGGAAAUCCUAAGCAGGUGCUGAGAUGUAUACAGUACCCUGUACAGCAUUGCUCUCCUGAAGAGCUUACUGUUCGUUUCCUAGCGUCGCCCAUCAAUCCGUCGGACAUCAACCAAAUUGAAGGCGUCUACCCAUCCCGACCAUCGAUGACGACAGACCUUACGCCUAACACACCCUCAGCUGUCGCGGGUAACGAAGGUGUUGUCGAAGUCAUUGAUGUUGGCAGUUCACUUCGUGAUCGUUGGGAGCCCGGUCAAUGGGCUGUUAUGUCGACGACCAACCUGGGCACAUGGCGCACCCAUUUAACGACGAAACCCGAAAACCUGAUUCGCGUAGAUCAGUACGCGUUUCAUAACGUGCAAGAGGCCGCUUCGCUGACCGUCAAUCCAUGCACGGCAUUUAUGUUGUUACACUCAGCAGUCAAGUUGCAACCAGGUGACUGGUUUAUGCAGACCGGUGCAAACAGUGUUGUGGGCAUGAACAUUUUGCAAUUGGCCCGGCACUUUGGUUAUAACAGCAUCAACAUCAUCCGUGCGCGUCCGGAUGCCGAAAGUCUCAAGGAGCGUUUGAGACAGUUGGGUGCUACAUAUGUUAUUACUGAUGAGGAGCUGAUGCAGCGUUCAGAGAUGAAGAAACUGGUACCCAAGUGGACUGAGAAUAAUCCACCCAAGUUGGGUAUUGACUGUGUGAGCGGUCGUACAGCGACAGAGAUGUCAAAGUACCUUGCCAACAGCGCAACCAUUAGUACAUACGGAGGAAUGUCUCGUCAACCACUCGGCAUUCCGGUGUCGUUGCUUAUUUUCAAGGACCUUCGCUUCCACGGCUUCUGGCUCACGAAGUGGAAGGAUGAACAGCCCAGUAAGUUCCGUGAUCUUGUAAUCCAGAUGCAGGAGUAUUACCGCAGAGAUGUAUUGCACUCUCCUGACGUUGAUCUUGUUGAUGUCGAUGCAAACGCUGAACCUGCAGACUUUCUCAAACCCUUUACGGACAGUAUCGGUGCCCAUGGAAAGAAGGUGAUGCUGUUCCACUAUGAUAACUAGUAAUUACGUUCGUAGUACCAGAAUUUACGAGUUGAUGCAUGAAACAUAUAUAACGUGUUCUUUAACGUUGUAGCUAUACUCACCUCUUUCGCUCCAUCAAAAGGCCGCCCGCUCUUCA
Messenger RNA from Schizosaccharomyces japonicus yFS275, 1387 nucleotides. Its product is annotated as enoyl-[acyl-carrier protein] reductase. Lineage: Eukaryota; Fungi; Ascomycota; Schizosaccharomycetes; Schizosaccharomycetales; Schizosaccharomycetaceae. Gene Ontology annotation, molecular function: enoyl-[acyl-carrier-protein] reductase (NADPH) activity; oxidoreductase activity. Gene Ontology annotation, cellular component: mitochondrion. The record is from RefSeq and is a predicted model, not a curated record. The transcript has a single exon. The coding region runs from base 166 to 1269 and encodes 367 amino acids.